Papaver somniferum (opium poppy) is the source of this 1014-nucleotide messenger RNA. Its product is annotated as zinc finger BED domain-containing protein RICESLEEPER 2-like. Lineage: Eukaryota; Viridiplantae; Streptophyta; Magnoliopsida; Ranunculales; Papaveraceae. The record is from RefSeq and is a predicted model, not a curated record. The transcript is spliced from 2 exons. The coding region runs from base 1 to 1014 and encodes 337 amino acids. Gene Ontology annotation, molecular function: DNA binding.
AUGGAGUGUCUGCUAGACUGGAAUAUCGAUGGUAAAGUAUCCACUCUUACUGUAGAUAAUUGUUCCACUAAUGAUCUUAUGAUCCAACUUCUCCUAGAAAAAUUAUCAAGUAACUUACUGUCGGGUGGAGAUAUUUUUCAUAUGCGUUUUUGUGCACACAUAUUAGCUCUUAUAGUCAAGAAAGGAUUAGAGGGGAUCAAAGGAGCAAUCGAAUUGAUUCGUAAUAGUGUUGCUUACUGGAAAGAAACACCAAAACGAGUUGAGAAAUUUGAAGAGGCCGCCCGUCAACUAAAUAUUUCAAGUAUAAAUAAGUUAGUUCUUGAUUGUGAGACAAGAUGGAACUCAACAUACCUGAUGCUUAAUACUGCUAUUAAGUAUCAGGAGGUUUUUUCUCGACUAAAGCAACGUGAGCCACAGUAUGAUUGUUUUCCAGAUGAUGAAGAUUGGUUGUUGGCAAAGGAAAUGUGCGACAAACUUAAGAUAUUUUAUACCUUCACAGAGAAGUUUUCCGGAGUAAAAUAUCCUACCACAAACAUUUUCUUUCCAAGUUUUUGUGAUAUUAGAUUGUCAUUAAACGAGUGGAAAAAAUCUAAAGUUGGUGUGAUUAAGGAAAUGGCAUAUGAAAUGAUAGAGAAGUUUGAAGAGUAUUGGUUUGUGAUCAAUGGAGUAAUGGCCGUAGAAAUUAUGUUAGAUCCAAGGUUUAAGAUGAAAUUGAUUGAGUUUUAUUUUCCACAAAUUUAUGGUCAAGCUUUUUCAAAAAUCGAAAUUGAUCGAGUACGCGAUUUAUGCGUUGAUUUGGCGACUGAGUAUGAACUGAAAGUAAAAUUUGCUGAAACAUAUGUUAGCCAAAAUGAUUUGUCUUUCACUUCAGAGAUGCAUGGUUUUAACGAUGACGUAGAUCCUUUGGAAAAGUUUGAUAUGUUUGUCUCUAAUACUGCUCCUACUAGUACUGUUAAGUCAGAAUUAACCAAUUACUUAGAAAAAGAUAUUUUACCUAGGAUUGUGUAUGGCUAG